AUGCACCACUCAGGGAUCUACCCGAAGGUGAGGGAGGUGAUAGAUGUGGAUACCCGCUACUACCUGCUAGCCCUGGAUAGGAAGUGUAUGACUUUCCUGAAGCCAAGGACCAGUGGGAACAGUUCCUCCUACCUCCAGUCUGCAGUAGAGGAAGCACACAGCGAGGAGUGGGCACGUCAGACCAUCCGCUACCUGACUUGGUUUGAGACGGUCCACUCCAACGACAUCCUCAGCCACCUGGAAGAGAUGAAGGGGGUGAUCACCUCUACCUAUGGUAGAAUUCUGAAGAUGGACUCUACAAAGAAGAUCACCAAGAAGCUGGCUGGCAGUAUAGGGGACACCGCUGCAUGGAUGUCCAACAUCGGCAACGAGCUUGGCCAGGUUCUGAACAGUGUUCUGACGACAGGUGAAGGUGCAGGGCUGGAAGAGUUGUGCCAGGGCAUCGUCACACGUUAUGAGAAUGCUGGACAAGCUGAGCCUGAGGCUAUCUAUGUUGACCGGGACUGCUGCAGCCAGUCAGGUGUGUCGUCAGUGCUGAGACUCUUUCGACCAUGGAAGUUUGUCGUCCGUUUAGACGUCUUCCACUUCAUGCGAAGGUUUAACUGCGGCCUCACUACUGAGCACCACCCUCUCUACGGUACCUUUUGCUCCAAACUUUCCGCCUGUAUCUUUGAGUGGGAUCAGGAGGAUGUGCAACGGCUUAAGGAGGCCAAGAAAGGGGAGUGGAAGAGCAGCCAUGGCGGAAAUGCUCCCACUGAGGCACUGCUCUUGGCCAGUAUCAGCACUGGUGAAAUGGCAAAGCACUGCAGGCGGAGGACCCGUGCAGUGGAGGAAAUCCGGGUCAUGAUUUCGGGGCUGCUCGAAUCGAUGUGGGAGCUGACUGACACCACGGGGCUGCGUCUAGUGAACCCUGACAGCAUGCACCAUGUGUGGGAGGUGCAGCAGAAGCACCUGGAGUGCAUCCAGGACCCUGCAGGGGUGGAGUUGUACACAAAGACAGGGACACUGCAGAAGGGUGGCAAAGUCCUUGACGUCCUCAGGUGUGGGAGGGGGUCCUCCUCCCUCGAGAGUUUUCACCGCCACCAGUGUGCUUUUGUUCCAGGCUUUCGAUGCAAUGCAUUGCACACACAAAUGUACAUGCUGGAGGGGGUAUCGAGGUGGAACAUGAACCGGGCAAAGGAAGCUGUAGCUGUGGUGGGGGCAUCAACCCUGAGGACAUUUGAUGUUCGCUUGAUGUCUCACCUAAACAGCAUGAGCCAGCGGGUCCUUGGCAUUGCUGUGGAGUACCUGUUGGCCCAGUCCAAUAGAGGCGACCUGCUGGUUCCACAGCAGCUGCCAGAGAUCCCCACAGAGGAGCUCGAGGACGACGGGGGUGAACCUGACGUCACGGUGUGCCAGGUAGCUGACCUUAGGGUAGGUGAUCCUGAUCCUCCAAUAUGUGCCGUGGAGGCCCAGGUGACACUGGAGGGUGACAGUGGACCCAGAUCCCUGGAUGAGGACAUCAUUGUGGAGGAAGACGACACACAAGACAGCACAUCAGACCAGAAUAGCCGAUGUGAUUCCAGAGGUGUCUUGGGCUGGGAUGCGGUUGAUGACCUGGCAGCCUACCUGGUUGGCCUGAACCGAACCAUCACUGCCUUGUCAUCAAAAGAGGAGGCUGACAUAGUCCAUCUUUACAUGGCUCUCCCUGCUAUGGACAAGGAACCUUUGAGGUUCGGCCAGAAAGCGAGGAAGAAGACCGUGGCAGGACCUUGGAGAGCGCCCAGGAAGCCGAGUGGCUCUGCUCCUGGACAGCAGGCGGCAGAGAGACUGUUCAUGACUCACGGGCAGGCAGCCCAGGACCCCGAAGUCCACAGGGUCAGCGAAUGUGUUUGCCUGAGACUUUUAAAAGAGUUUCAGCAAGCACCAAACAGGCCCAAGGACACAAGGAGUAGAACUCUGCCCAUCCCACAGUCCAUUGUGGUGGCCUACAGCCAUCUUAAACAGCUGCUGGAGGACAGCAGGGUUGUUCUGGAGAAGACCAACGUGGUUCUGAUACCAGUAAACAACACAACAAUAUCUUCUUGGCUGCUUAGGAGGGAUAAGAGGAAGGACAGGGACAUGCUGCUGCAGGGCACCAUACUCCCCAAACGGUUUGAACUGGCCAAGGACUCACUCCCUGAAGCCCAGACUCUUCCGGCUGCUCCUGUGCAGCAUGGGCAUGAGGCUAUGGUGUUUGAGGAGCCAGAGAACCGGGAGGGUGAGGCAGUGAUACGCCCUCGGCACAGUGUUCGUUCUGCCUUGGCACAGCACUACCAGCCUGGGUCAUACCCACCUCCCCCCUUCCAGCCACCUGCUGACCAUCCACUGUACCUGGCCCCUCCACCACCUGGCACCUCUGUUCAGCCAAGGCAACGUACGUGGAGACAGAAAAAAGCUGCCCAGGAGAACGAGGAGCUGAUGGCUAGGGGUGAACCUCCACGCAAGAAGUUCAGGGAUACCUACCAGUACAUUUGCAAGCAGUGUGGGCAGGGGAAAAACAAAAGUACGGGUCACACCCAGCUGAAGGGGCGGUGGUACUGUCCAGCCUCAGGACUCACCCUGGCAGAGUGGAAGGACCAGUUGACCAGUCUUGCCAGUGGGAAAUAA
Molecule: messenger RNA, 2628 nt
Organism: Osmerus eperlanus (European smelt)
Lineage: Eukaryota; Metazoa; Chordata; Actinopteri; Osmeriformes; Osmeridae
Exons: 11
Coding region: 1-2628 (875 amino acids)
Source: RefSeq, a predicted model, not a curated record